AUGGUUUCCUGGAGUGCAUUGGGCCGAUCUUUCGGCACUAACCUUUUUAAAAACAAUUUAAAAUCAACCAACUUAGUACAAAAUGUGAAUUUCUCACUCGCAAAAACCUUAAAGGGGGAUCAUGGACAUAAAACUAUGGUAUUGCAGCCAUCAAGGUGGCAAUGGCACAAAUUCAAGGAUAUGUUCCAUUAUUACCUAAUGGUAGGUUUGAUCCCGGUAGGAGCAAUCAUCUUUUAUACCAAUGUGUUCAUUGGUCCCGCUGAGUUGACUCCGAUCCCGGAAGACUAUGUGCCCAAACAUUGGGAAUACCAUCGUCAUCCUAUCACAAGAUUUAUUGCGCGCUACAUCCAUAACAACCCUCAGCAGGAAUAUGAAAAAUUCAUGCAUUAUAUUGAUGAGGAGGCCCAGAGGGUGAAACUUAGGGCUCUAGAAAAGCAGGUGACCCAGAAAAUGGCUGAGAGGAAUGAUUAUCAAGCAUACUACUAUCGACCGUUGGUUAACAAAUACCUCCGUGUGAACAAACAAGUUGGCGAUGAGAUUCAUGAACGCAUCGGUGACAAUAUUGAUGAAUAA
Danaus chrysippus (African queen) is the source of this 573-nucleotide messenger RNA. NCBI's taxonomy places the organism in Eukaryota, Metazoa, Arthropoda, Insecta, Lepidoptera, Nymphalidae. The record is from the annotation of a GenBank genome assembly.